AUGGUUGACAUGGAUAUCACAAAAGACAUUCAAAUCGGGCAAGACGCGGAAGAGAGUAAGUUAGCUGAGUUUCCCUCGGAUCGCACGCCAGACUGCGGCUAUCCUACCAACCCUGGUCCCCCAGCCCGGGCAAGUAUUCCUUGUGACGAGCGAGUCACCUUGGUGAACGAGCCUUUUCAGCGCGUUCUGAGCGCCUUGGCAGACCUUGAGCGGGACGAUCCAAAGUUAGGCUUCCAAGAAGCGCGAAUUUUGGGUAUCUAUCGACGCCUAUAG
Penicillium waksmanii is the source of this 273-nucleotide messenger RNA. RefSeq lists its product as uncharacterized. The record is from RefSeq and is a predicted model, not a curated record. The transcript has 2 exons. Bases 1 to 273 code for a protein of 90 amino acids. Lineage: Eukaryota; Fungi; Ascomycota; Eurotiomycetes; Eurotiales; Aspergillaceae.